Dendrobium catenatum is the source of this 732-nucleotide messenger RNA. RefSeq names its product mitochondrial pyruvate carrier 4. NCBI's taxonomy places the organism in Eukaryota, Viridiplantae, Streptophyta, Magnoliopsida, Asparagales, Orchidaceae. The record is from RefSeq and is a predicted model, not a curated record. Gene Ontology annotation, biological process: pyruvate import into mitochondria. Bases 207 to 533 code for a protein of 108 amino acids. The transcript is spliced from 6 exons. Gene Ontology annotation, cellular component: mitochondrial inner membrane.
UUUGAGCGGCAAUUAAACCCAUACCCGUAUUCUGUGUUUUCUAUCGGAAUCCUGUUCUUUUUUCUGUGCAAACGCCUACCGCAUUCUUUCAGAGGCGUCUUUCUCUGCUAUCCGUCGAGAGAGAUCGAGGGAGGAACCGCCGGCGGCGGUUUACAGCGGUAGAGAGAGGUGGAGGUGACAAAUUGACAGAAUCAUAAAGGAUAUCUAUGGCAGCAUCAAAGCUUCAAGCUCUUUGGAACCAUCCAGCUGGCCCUAAAACUAUUCAUUUCUGGGCUCCAACUUUUAAAUGGGGUAUCAGCAUUGCAAAUAUUGCAGAUUUCUCCAAGCCACCUGAGAAGAUCUCGUAUCCUCAGCAAAUUGCCGUUACUUGCACUGGACUUAUCUGGUCACGUUACAGCCUUGUGAUUACACCGAAAAACUGGAACCUUUUUAGUGUAAAUGUUGCAAUGGCUGGUACAGGGCUCUAUCAGCUUUCUCGCAAAAUCCAGCAAGACUAUUUAUCUGAUGUAAAGGAAGAAGCUAUCAAAGAAUGAAGAAAUCUUAUAAAAAAUAAGUAAAUUUCUCAUCCUGUGACCUUUUUUUUUUCCUGGAAUGAAUUUCUACAACUCAAGCGUUGAGAAGGACAAUUAUGCUCUGCUCUUAAACAAGUUCUGUAAAAUAAUUAGCCGCCAAUGUUUCAUGCGACUUAAUGUUCAAUUAUAUUUAUAUUAUUAUGUUGUACUUUUUCAUUUA